Molecule: messenger RNA, 1732 nt
Organism: Hydra vulgaris (swiftwater hydra)
Lineage: Eukaryota; Metazoa; Cnidaria; Hydrozoa; Anthoathecata; Hydridae
Product: potassium voltage-gated channel subfamily A member 10
Biological process (GO): protein homooligomerization; potassium ion transmembrane transport
Cellular component (GO): voltage-gated potassium channel complex; membrane
Molecular function (GO): delayed rectifier potassium channel activity
Source: RefSeq, a predicted model, not a curated record
CAGAAAAAAAAGACGAUUCAUCGAUGUUUCAUUGAAGAUAUGUAAUAGUGUUGAAAUAAUGCUUUUUUAACAUUUCGUUUGACGGUUUUGGAAAGUGUUUUAAAAUUUAGUUCAGCUACAUAAUUGUAGAAUGGAUGAAAAUUUUCUUGAGGAACAGUGUAUUUAUCAUCGAUAUUUUCAAAACGAAAGUAAGUUAAAUACAGUGAAUCAAAGUUUACCAUUAUUCAAUACUAAGCCAAAUGUAACUAUAUCUAACUGUACCGCUUGCAAUACUUCUGUAAAAAAUACAGAACCACCAUCAAAAUUUAGUAUUAUGCCAGAGGAGAACGUGAUUGUAAUAAACAUCUCAGGAAAAAAAUAUGAGACAUAUUUAACAACAAUAGAGCGUUUCCCAAACACGUUGCUUGGUAACCCAGAAAAAAGGAAGCAUUAUUAUAACCCAAUAACUCGUGAGUACUUCUUUGAUCGUCAUCGAAAAGCUUUCAAUGGGAUUUUAAAUUAUUACCAAUCGAGCGGAUUACUAGAGAAACCAGAAGCGGUUUCAGAAAAAAUAUUUACUCAGGAAGUCAUGUUUUUUGAGCUAGGAGAAAUGGCGUUGCAAUUUGAAAACGAUUGUAAUGCAGUAAAUUGCCCAGGGGAAUUAAAUUUUCCAUCCAAUCCGUUAUUCAGGACAAUUUGGAUAAUGUUUGAGUACCCAAAAUCUUCAAGACUUGCUCAAAUUUUAACCAUUCUUUCUAUUUCGAUAAUACUACUAUCCAUUGUAGUGUUUUGUAUUGAAACAAUUCCUUCUUUAGAUCCUGACCAUAAAGAAGGGGAGCACAUGAAAACAACAUGGCUGGUUCUUAAUUCUAUUUGCAACUUCUGGUUUACACUUGAGUAUCUGAUCCGUUUUAUUGUGGCACCCGACCGUUUUUUUUUUGCUCGAUCUAUUUUGAACAUAAUAGAUUUGGUAUCUAUAAUGCCCUUUUAUUUGGGAUUUGCUUUUGAUUCUAAAGCAUCAAAUUAUAUAAUAUUUCUCAAGGUUAUUCGAAUCUUGCGCAUUGUUAGAAUUUUUAAACUUUCUCGACAUGCGCGUGGUCUUCACGUGCUAGCAAGCACAAUCAAAGCAAGUGUUGAAGAGCUCGUUAUGCUGGUUAUGUUUCUUGCAAUUGGGGCAAUCUUGUUUGCAAGUGCAGUGUAUUUUGCAGAAUCUACAAGAGAAAACUCAAAUUUUCAAAGCAUUCCUCACUCUCUUUGGUGGGCUAUUGUUACCAUGACAACUGUGGGUUAUGGAGAUGUUGUGCCAACAACUCUUGUUGGGAAAAUAAUUGGUACAUUUUGUGCCAUAUCUGGAGUAUUAGUUAUUGCUAUCCCAGUUCCUGUGAUUGUCAGCAAUUUUGAGCACUUUUACAAAGAAGAACAUGACAGACGUGCGAGAGAGGAAGAAAUUUCAAAACGCGAAAGCUUAACUAAAAAGAUGUCACCUAUGAAAGACACUUUACGAAUAUUGAAAACUACCUCGGUACUUUUAUCUGAUAAAGAAAAAAAUUCCAACGGGAAACAAAACAACAUUUCCUUAAUUACAAAGAGUUAAUUGCUAAUCGCAAUAAACUAAAUCCGAAAAUAAAUAAUAAAAAGAGCGUUGGUAAUCGAAGGAAUACUUUGUUAUAUUUAAUCAUGCUUAUAUUUUAUCAUCAGUAACCAGUUAUAUUAUCAUUUUCAUUAUUAUAUAUAUAUAUUUUUUUUGUAAUAA